This is a messenger RNA of Cuscuta epithymum, 1612 nucleotides long. The record is from the annotation of a GenBank genome assembly. Lineage: Eukaryota; Viridiplantae; Streptophyta; Magnoliopsida; Solanales; Convolvulaceae.
UGCAAGCCUCAUAAAUAUACUACAUUUUCAAAGUUUUUCUCUGGUGACCCUAUUUUCAGAGGAAGCAUUGUCAAUGGUGGGGCUUACAGUUCCGAAGUAACGAUCUCCAAAUUCACCCAUGCCUGGCGUCACAUGUAGAUCCUUGUUGAGUGACCUGUCUAUCUCAGAUGUCACUAUUUUCACUCUCGAAAAUUUUUCACAUACUUCACGUAACCCUUGAGGCGCCUGCAAAAGGCCAAAUUAUGGACGUCAGAUCCUUCGCCCAUCUGAAGAAGAAGCUAACUAAGGAGCCCUCGAAGAAGAAGGAGACGGGCGUUCAAAAACCCGUUGACGGUUUUUUCAAGAAGGAUGGGGCCACUCAAGUCCCGGAGGGUGAGGGACCCUCCCAGAAUGCUGUUGCGGGCACCGACGCCGAGGAGCUGAAGAAGAAGAGAGCCGGGAAGGGCACGGUGCUCCCCGAAGGGAAGAAGCAAAGGAAGGGGGCCACCGAGGAGAAAAACGCCCCCGUCGUCAUUGUCGAAGAACACUCCUCCUCCGAGGCCCCGGGUCAAACAGCUGAGAUAUCGUGGCCCCGGGAGAAUGUGCAGUUCUCCAUUCCCAAGGGAACCGCCAUUAUGCACGGCACCCUCAGCCCGAGGGAGUUCCUAAAGGGUGCCAUGCCCCCGACUGACAAGUCGGUGCUUUCGAGGGCCAAGGAUGACGCCCUCAGCGCGAAGGUUCUCCAAGCUUCUGUCACGGCUGCCUUCGGUCUCGGAGAACUGAUGCAGAGGAUGGAGCGAUACCAGCUGCAGAAGUUGCAAGCCGAUGAGGCCCUGACGGAGUCCCGGCGACAGCUCCAGGAGGUCCGAGAGUCCCUCCGGCGGGAGACGGAGGCGUUCAACUCCAUCCUCGAGAAUAACAAAAUAAUCGCCAGGGCCGAGGGCAAGGCCGAUGCUGAGAGGGUUGCAGCCGAAGCCUCCAAGGUUGCUGCGGAGGUAGCCGAGGCCACGAAGAAGGAGGCUGUUGCUCGGGCAGAGAAAGAUGCCAUCGCCGCCUUCGUCGCCGAGGGGUGGAAGGCUGAAGAGCACAAAAAAUGGCUGUCUUCGGUGGUGGAGGCCUCGGUUGAUGAUUGGGUAAAGGACCCCGGGGCUUUAUGGUUGGCCCGCAAGGGCAAAGACUACUAUGAUGGUGGGGAAUUCUUUACCCAGAAGCUUAUCUACCGACGGCUGGCCAGGCACUUCAAUAUUGAACCCCAAGACUUUGAUCCAGCGGCAUAUGGGCUCCCUCCUCUGCAACCAGACGUAAGAGCUCCACUUCCCGAGGGCGUAGAGAGGCCAGACUUGGAGGAUUCCGAGCUCAUGAAAGAGGGUGAGGAUGAUGAAGAGGCCGGAGAAGACGCUGUCUCCAAACCGAGAGGAGAUGCAACCGAAGAACCCCAUGCUUAGAAAUUACCUCAAUUGGCUUUUGGCUUCGGCUAAUUGUAUUGUGAACAAACACUUGUUUUGUAGCAAUCUUUUUUAUGAACGUGUCAUGCCUUCGGGCUUCUUGUAUGAAUGAUAUGCCCUAUUUUUUUUCAAAUUAUUUCUGCCCUCGUUCUUUCCCUUCAUGAACGUGUGCCUACCUUUGUUUGAAU